This is a messenger RNA of Aspergillus costaricaensis CBS 115574, 1130 nucleotides long. Its product is annotated as carbon-nitrogen hydrolase family protein. Bases 1 to 987 code for a protein of 328 amino acids. Lineage: Eukaryota; Fungi; Ascomycota; Eurotiomycetes; Eurotiales; Aspergillaceae. Gene Ontology annotation, molecular function: catalytic activity. The record is from RefSeq and is a predicted model, not a curated record. The transcript is spliced from 3 exons.
AUGUCUUCUCAAGUACGCGUCGCAGUUACCCAGGCAGAGCCUGUCUGGCUUGAUUUGGAAGCGACCGUGAAAAAGACGUGUGACCUUAUUGCGGAAGCAGCUGCGAAUGGCGCUCAGUUGGUUACUUUCCCCGAGUGUUGGAUCCCGGGAUAUCCUGCCUGGAUCUGGACACGGCCUGUUGACAUGCGUCUGUCAUCUACUUAUAUACAAAACUCCCUGAAAAUAGACUCCCCGCAGAUGGCCAGCAUCCAACAAUGUGCAGCGGAGAAUAAAAUAGUCGUUGUUUUGGGCUUUUCCGAGAACUUGCAUAACUCCCUGUAUAUCUCGCAGGCUAUUAUUGGAAGUGAUGGGAAGAUCCUCACCACCCGCAAGAAAAUCAAGCCCACUCAUAUGGAGCGAACCAUUUUCGGUGACUCGUUUGGAGACUGUCUGCAGAGUGUAGUCGACACAUCAGCCGGUCGCGUCGGUGCUCUUUCCUGCUGGGAGCACAUCCAGCCUCUGCUGAAAUAUCACACUUAUGCCCAGAGGGAACAGAUUCAUGUUGCCGCAUGGCCGCCUCUGCUCCCUCACAGCGAAGACGGUUCCUUGUUUUCGAUGUCCAGCGAGGGUACCAGUUCCAUUGCGAGGACAUAUGCUAUCGAAAGUCAGUCUUUUGUCCUUCAUACCACGACAGUGAUAGGCCAGUCGGGUGUUGACCGAAUGGCAACACAUGGUGGUGCUCUAAUGAGCACCCCUGGCGGAGGCUGCUCCGCCAUCUUCGGGCCUGACGGCCGCCAAUUAUCGCAGCCCAUUCCCAGCACAGAAGAGGGAAUCAUUUACGCCGACCUCGACUUGGAUCAUAUUUACCAAUCCAAAGCCUUUGUAGAUGUCUGUGGACACUAUAGCCGACCGGACCUUUUGUGGCUGGGUGUGGAGGGCAGUAUUAAGCGCCAUGUAAGGGAAAAUGCAGCUGCUAUGGCAGGAGAAGCGGAGCAGCAGGAGCAAUAGAAAGAUUGAGUGCCAGAGUGUCUUUGAGGAUCAAGAUAUCCUGAUUCUCUGCACUGCUUGACAGCGGAAUCCUAGGUGGCUGACAGCAAGCCGAAAACACACCCUUGAUUCCACUCUGCACCUAUAAAUAGCGAAAGUUCAAG